ACAUCAUUCCGUAGUGAAAAAGAUUUUAAAUAUUCUCCUGCUCAAUGGAGGCCCUUGAUAUACUCGAAAAGCGAAUAGAUGCGCUAACGCGGGUACUUGGCGGUGUUCCGGAAACAAAUCCCCCCGGCAGUGAAGCUGGUGAUGGCCACAAAACUGUUAACAUUGUUGACUCUCUCUGCUCAGCUAACGCCUUGCUCACGGAAGCGACGACAGGACGCACACAGCUGCAGAAAAUGGUGGGCAGGGCUGGAGAGCUCGAAAAAUAUCUGGAUCCUAAUUUCUUGGAGGAGCAGCAGCAGGUACGCUCUAAAGAGGUCUAUCUUAAUGCCGUUGCGCCCGAGUUGCACACACAAAGCGAACAGCUACAACACAUCAAGAAACUGGAACCUGCUCUAGGUGCUGAAUAUUUCCGCAGCAUACCUGGCGAGUGCUUAGAUAAGCUCAAACAAAUUACGCAGAACAACGGCGAGUAUGCGCAGCAGAGCGAACUGAUCGAGGAAAGCCUAAUACUGGCUAUGAAACGCUACGGCGAGAUACAGGCGGAUCUGCUGAGUUCCCUGGACGUUAUGAGCGAGAGAUUGGACCAGGUGGAGCAACGUGUAGAACAAAAAAAACGGGCGGACUUGGCAAAGGAUGUUCCGGCGAAAGAUUGAGCGUGAGAACAAAGAGACAAGAGAUUGCUGAAAGUAUUUUCUGUUAGACAUUUUUAAUUGGUAUUGGGAAGAGCUGUCGUCUAUCGCCUGUAAGUUUAUUUUAUUUUAUACGUAUGUACUAGCACAAUAAAUGAGACUCCAAAGUAA
This is a messenger RNA of Scaptodrosophila lebanonensis, 800 nucleotides long. RefSeq lists its product as uncharacterized. The coding region runs from base 45 to 653 and encodes 202 amino acids. The transcript has a single exon. NCBI's taxonomy places the organism in Eukaryota, Metazoa, Arthropoda, Insecta, Diptera, Drosophilidae. Gene Ontology annotation, cellular component: dynactin complex. The record is from RefSeq and is a predicted model, not a curated record. Gene Ontology annotation, biological process: cytoskeleton-dependent cytokinesis.